Microplitis mediator is the source of this 2024-nucleotide messenger RNA. RefSeq names its product odorant receptor 94b-like. Gene Ontology annotation, molecular function: olfactory receptor activity; odorant binding. Lineage: Eukaryota; Metazoa; Arthropoda; Insecta; Hymenoptera; Braconidae. The coding region runs from base 167 to 1267 and encodes 366 amino acids. Gene Ontology annotation, biological process: sensory perception of smell; detection of chemical stimulus involved in sensory perception of smell. Gene Ontology annotation, cellular component: plasma membrane. The transcript is spliced from 10 exons. The record is from RefSeq and is a predicted model, not a curated record.
CGAAGAAAUCGAAGUUACCGUAGCAACACUAUAUAGCUACAAACGCGGAUUACUUUGACUUGUAACGGACGUCAGGAAUUAAUGUGUCUAUCAAUGUCUCUUAAAUACUUUAUGAUGGGAAAAUUAUAUAGGUCGGUGGCCUUAUCAAUCUCGACUACACAGUUUUAUGUUCGGAUCAGUAUUAUGGACUUUAUUUAUCAUUCAAGUUAUCCCACAAAUAAUUGCGGCGGUUGUUAAUUCCGAUGAUAAAGAACUGCUGUUGGAAUCAUUAACACCAUUCAUAACAGAUUUGGUAUAUAUUGCCAAAUAUUUAAAUACUAUCAAAAAAGCAAAAAUGAUGCGGACGCUCUUCGAAAAAAUUAAAGAAGAUUGGAAAAUACCUAAAAAUAAUGACGAAAAAUUAGUCCUAGAAUCUCAUCUAAAAAUGGGACGAUAUUUGUCAAUUGGUUAUACAGGAUUUUUAAACGUGGGAAUAUUUAUAUAUAUAACGGAUCCAGUUUUACCAAUAAUCGUAAAUAUUAUUUCAAAAUCAAAUGAUUCCGUGCCAUUAAAGUUCUGUGUCCCAAUGCAAUUUAUUAUAUUUGAUGAAGAAAAAUAUUAUUGGUUACUAUCGAGUUUCUCAAAUAUUUGCGUAUUUGUUAUAGUUAACGUUAUUAUUUGCUGUGAUGUUAUUUUUAUCACCUUUGUACAACACGUCUGCGGAAUAUUUGCAGUCGUUGGAUUCCGAUUGGAACAUUCACCGAGGGAUACCAACCCCCACGAUUUGCUGGGAGAAACAAGAUUUAGCAUGAACUCACAAGAUAUUUAUUAUAAACAUUUUGUAUCCUGCAUUAGAGAUCACAGACGAGCUCUAGAAUUCGCUGAACUCCUCGAAUCGACAUUUACCAUAUCGUUUGGAAUAGUGGUUGGACUAAAUUUACCACUAAUGAGUAUUACCGGAGUCCAGCUUUUAACGCAAUCGGAUUCAAUGGCAACCACUGUGAAAUAUAUUAUGUUCACUGGAGGACAAAUACUACACCUUUUUUUUGACUGCUACAUGUCACAAAAAUUGACGGAUAUGAGCUCCCAAAUUCAGCACUCUAUAGCUAGAGCAAAUUGGUACGAAAAUUCAGCAAAAUCAAGAAAAUUGUUGAUUUUGAUGACACUGAGAAGUCAAGUUCCUUGUAAACUGACUGCAGGAAAGGUUAUGGAACUGUCUAUCGAAAAUUUUGGAAUGAUGAUGAAAACGGCUGGAUCAUAUUUUACUGUUUUUCUGUCAAUGCGUUAAAUCGCAAUAAGGCUGCCAUGUUCCGACACAAAGCACCUUCAAAUCCAUUUACUCUCCAAAGGAAAAGAACAUUUGUUGUGUUAACGCUAACAAUUAAGGAUAUUCUUCUGAAUGUAAAUAUAAAAUACAUAAUUAUUGAAAAUGAUUAAGACUUUUCUAUUGUACUAUCAGAGCUCAAGAAGCUCAAAAACAGCGGAAAGUUUUGGAGCUUACAGGGUUAACCGUUAUCAAGAUUUUCCCUCUUAUCCAGAGAUAUUCACUUCAUGACGACUAUAAGUAUUUCAUCGUGUCAUUUUUAUACAUUUGUAAAUAUCUAAUGGUAUGAUUUUCUUGCCUAUAUUAUGUUUAAUUUAUAUGCAAUAUUUUGUAAAAUCAUUUCUAUCCGGGUAAAAAUAUUUGGCCGAAAUCAUCGAAUUUUGUUAGAUGAGAUCGAUAUUUGGUCGACAACCCGCCGAAAUUUUAUGAUUCUCAAAAAAUAGACCGAAAAUUGUCUGAUAAAUUGAGUCGGCCUAUUUCCGAUUAUUUUCAGGCCAAGUCAUGAAUGUCAAGUCAUUUUGAUCGACUUUUAUACGUGAAAACUUCCUAUAAAUUAAAAAAAAUGACUGAUCGACAACUCUAGAGCCGCAAAUUGAUAAACAAUCGAUGAAAACAAUUAAUAAACAGUUUGUUUGGCCUAACAUCGUUUAAAAAAGUAAAAAUUCUAUAAAAUAUAUAAAUAUUUUUUUUUACUUAAUACCGACUAUUUUUUAAUCAAGAA